Messenger RNA from Fragaria vesca subsp. vesca, 1029 nucleotides. RefSeq lists its product as uncharacterized. Gene Ontology annotation, biological process: mitochondrial respirasome assembly. Bases 286 to 675 code for a protein of 129 amino acids. NCBI's taxonomy places the organism in Eukaryota, Viridiplantae, Streptophyta, Magnoliopsida, Rosales, Rosaceae. The record is from RefSeq and is a predicted model, not a curated record. The transcript has 4 exons.
GGUCUCAGUCUCACGUGGUGGGAAGGAGGAGCAGUAUUUACAAAGAAAUGAAUCUCUGUUCUGCCAAACCCAAUCGCCUCAGAUCUACAGCGAAGCUCCUUCAAUUUUCUAUUCCCUAAUUAAACCCAAUUCCUUGUCCCCUUUUAAAUCUAAUUUUACUUCACUCCGAUCACAUUCACAUUCUCUCUCUACCUCUCCGCCCAAUCCAAAACCCUAAACCAGCUCCGAUCGUCUCUCCCGAUUCGCCGCCGGUCAAAACUCGGUCUGUAACAUAAGGCGGAAGCUAUGAAAGAAGCGAAAGCGAACGGUCAGUAUCAGCAGACGCAGCAGCACCAGAACGGCGGUCACUUGUCUCCGUUCAAGUUCGCCAAGUUGCUCGAUCCAGAAGCUUCCUGGGACAAGGAUCAAUUGGGAGAUGUGUUGCAUUGGAUUCGACAAGGCGUGGCGCUUGUGUGUGGGCUACUAUGGGGUGCGGUGCCCUUGGUAGGAGGCAUAUGGUUUCUCCUUUUUCUCGCGUUAUCCACUGGGAUUAUAUAUGGCUACUAUGCGAUGAUACUGAAGGUUGAUGAAGAAGAAUUUGGCGGUCAUGGAGCUCUCCUCCAAGAGGGACUUUUUGCAUCUACAACUCUUUUUCUGCUUGCAUGGGUUCUAGUAUACAGCUUGGGACACUUCUGAUUGGCCAUCCAUUCAAUUUCACUAGGAAUUGGCUGCAUGAAGAGCGAUAGCCUCGGAUACAAUGAGAUAGUUUCUUAUGAAGGCAUUACUGUUUGCUCAUUUCUUUAUGAUUAAGCAACAUUAUGAAUAUGAGCAUGGACAUGCUAUAGCAUCUGAUUAUGGUGAAUAGAUGUUUCAGUCAAUGUUUCUUCAUGAACACCCACGCUAUGUAGCAAUGUAUGACCUGCAAGAUACUGAUGAGAAUCAAAAUUGUUUUGGUAGCCAUUAAUAAAAUUGCCUGCUAUCAAAUUCUAGUAGGUUUAGCUGCACAGUUGUUUCGGGUGGUUGACGAGCAGGAUGUGUUCUAUUUUGGGG